Messenger RNA from Besnoitia besnoiti, 1785 nucleotides. RefSeq lists its product as uncharacterized. The record is from RefSeq and is a predicted model, not a curated record. Lineage: Eukaryota; Apicomplexa; Conoidasida; Eucoccidiorida; Sarcocystidae. The transcript has 4 exons. Bases 1 to 1785 code for a protein of 594 amino acids.
AUGAACGGCACCCAGGGGGACGCCGCGGCUUCCAGGCCGGCGCGAAGGGGCGACAACGCGCCUCCGCAGAAGAACGGGAAGAAGGAGCAGACGCAGCAGGCGCCUCGCCAGCGGCGGAAGCGGCAGGAGCCACUGGAAGUUGUUGGGCAGACAGAGGCGCAGGCGAAGCGAAGCAAACGCGUGAAGCUCUCCCUCGCGUCGCCUUACCAGAAGCAGUCUUUCGGGACGAACAUGACGCCUGAACAAGAGAAGUCUCUGCUCGACGCGCUUCAAACCUGUGGUGCGCAAGCUCGGGCGGCUGGCGUGCCGUUGAGACGCUUCGUCGUGUGCGGCGUCAACGAAGUCACUUCCGCUCUUGAGUCGCACCAGCGCGCCCUUUUUCUCUCUUCUCUCCCUCGUUCCUAUUCCUCCACACCCCCCCCGCUCGCGUCGGCGCGUCGCCUCCAUCCCUCGCCGCGCGCAGCGUCCUCCCCGCCGCCGGUCACCGAGGCUCUCUCUGCUUCGUCCUCGGCCUCGUUUUCUUCUUCUGCUUGCUCCAGUUCUUCUUCCGCGCCGGCUGCUUCUCCACACGCAGCGCCGGUGGAAGCCUCGCCGUUGGCUACUGCAGCCCCGCCUAGUCCCGCGGAAUCAAGCGCGGGCGACGCGCGAGAGGGUGGCGGCAGCACUGCUGCUUCGCUUCGCCCCGAGUCGGGAGAGAGGGGAGCGACACACACAGAGUCAUGCCAGAACGGUGAAACCGCAGCACGUUCCGCCACACCGCUGGCAGAGACCUCAGAGGACUUGCAGACGUCGGGGGCCGGCCGCGGAGAGAGAGAGCCGCGCGCGUUCGGAGAAGGCGCCGCGCGCAAAGGCCACGAAGGGACUGGCGCCCAGACGCUCGAAGGCGAGGCGGCACCGGCGGGAAGACCCGUGGAGGCUGCGGGCGCUGCUCAGGAAGCCUCGUCGGCACAGAGAACCAAGAAAGCGGGAGAGAAAGCCGACAAGGGGCAAGCUGAGGGGCGUUUGCACUCCGAGGGCGCAGAGUGUCUCGUAGCCGCGAUCGGCAUCGUGCACACAGGGCUAGGCGCGCGCAUUGUCCAGCAUCUGCCUCUCAUGGCCUCGCUGCUCGGCGUCCCCUGUCUCUGCUUCAGAAACGCAGGGACAGCCUUGUGCGACAUAUUCGGCCUUCCCUGCGUCGCAGCGUUCGCGAUUCUGCGCGCUCCAGCGCCUUGGCAUUCUGCUUCGUCGUCUCCGUCUAGCCUCGCCCUCCUUGCCCGAUCUACCGGAGAGUCCAGUGAUGCCCCAUCACAGGACUCUGCCGUCGGCCUGCGCGCCGCGAUUGCAUCUUUUCUUUCACUUUCGGCGUCUCUCUCUCCGCCCUCUUCGGCGUCCUCCUACCCCUUCUUCCUGCCUCGACAGGUGGCCUCGAACUCCUGCGUUGCCGAGCGAGCCGUUGUCAGUCUGUGCGCGUCGCCCGCCUCUGAGUCUCCACAGGAGUCAGCGGGCGGAGAAGGAGCUGGGCGGCGUAGGGAGGAGACCCGACGCGAAGCGGACAACGCAGCGGAGACGGCCGCCGCGCCGCGGCCUGGUGUCUCUGUUGGCUCGUCUGCUGUGGGGUUCCAUCUACGCAGCGCGUGCUUGGCCACGUCCUUCUGCGACCCUAUCGAGGGAGAGGCGGGAAGCAAGAAGACGCGGCGCGCGCUGCGCCGGAAGACCAGAAGGGAGAGGCGGAAACGCAUCCUCAAGAAGGCGCAGGAAAGGCGAGCGGCGGUUUCGAAGCAGGCCUCUGGAGAGAUGAAGGCGUAG